Racocetra fulgida is the source of this 204-nucleotide messenger RNA. The record is from the annotation of a GenBank genome assembly. Lineage: Eukaryota; Fungi; Glomeromycota; Glomeromycetes; Diversisporales; Gigasporaceae.
AAUAUUGAUAAUUUAGAUAAUUUAAGAGAAUUUGCAAAUUUUUCUGAUUCUAAAACCGAACACCAAAACUUAGAACUCAAAAAUUUUAUAGAAUUAAAUAAGGUAGAAUCAAAUGCUGAUGAUGAGAAUGAAGAUAAGAAUAAUAAAGAACUUGAUGAAGAAUUCAAUGCUGAAGAAUUUGAUGAAUACAAAUUUGGUGCAGAG